ACACAACCAGUGACUGAAUCUGCAAUCUCCGAGCUAACUGUGAUUCGGAAGCUUCAUCAUCACACUUCCCUAACGCGCUCGACGAAUCUCCUGAUGAAAUCCUAGAAAUUCGAGAUCGGAAAAAUCAUCAAAAGCAUAAAUCAUGGCCGCGAUCGGAGUAAUGCCGGAGAUGAAUGGCCUAAAACAGAAAAGCCGAAGGUCAGCUGUAACACUAAUUCUGACGGUUCUCACGAGUUCACAAUCGAUACUCAUUGUGUGGUCGAAGAGAGCUGGAAAGUAUGAGUACAGUGUAACAACUGCUAAUUUUCUGGUAGAGGCAUUGAAAUGUGCAUUGUCUCUUGCGGCAUUGGUAAGAAUCUGGAGAAAGGACGGCGUUACUGAUGAUAACAGGUUGAGCACUACGUGGGAUGAAGUUAAAGUGUAUCCCAUUCCCGCUGCACUUUACCUUGUCAAGAAUCUACUUCAGUAUUACAUUUUUGCAUACGUAGAUGCUCCUGGAUAUCAGAUACUGAAGAACUUGAACAUUAUCAGCACCGGCGUAUUGUAUCAAAUUAUUCUUAAAAGGAAGUUAACUGAGAUUCAGUGGGCUGCUUUCAUUCUACUGUGUGCUGGGUGCACCACUGCACAACUUAAUCCUAGUUCUGAUCAUGUUCUUCAGACUCCUUUGCAAGGUUGGGUUAUGGCUAUUGUAAUGGCCCUUUUGAGUGGUUUUGCAGGAGUUUACACAGAGGCUAUAAUUAAGAAGCGACCUUCAAGAAAUAUUAAUGUUCAGAACUUCUGGUUGUAUGUCUUUGGGAUGAUUUUCAAUGCUUUUGCAAUAAUGACUCAAGAUUUUGACGCAGUCAUGAAUGAUGGAUUUUUCCAUGGGUAUACACUGAUUACGGUUCUCAUGAUUCUCAACCACGCACUAAGGUCUAUUCAACUUCAGUUGCAAUGCUCCUGACUGCAGUUGUUUCUGUAUUUCUAUUUGGAUUUCACCUUUCCCUUGCCUUUUUCCUUGGUUCCACCGUUGUUUCAGUAGCAAUAUAUUUACACUCGACUAGCAAAGCUCGAAGAUAACAACUGAGUUCACCUUCUGGGUGUUCUCUUCGCUUAAGAGUUGGCCCUGAAUUUAUCCUUGGAAUGGAGUUGCCAUUUGAAUUAGGGACUGAAGGAUACUUUUGAUCAACUACUGAAAUCCCGCAUAUGGGCACUUGCAAGGUGUUGUCUCAAUUUUGAAUUCAAAUAGCUGCUUAUUGCCCCAGGAAAGGGAUUGGGUAUAUCUUGAAGAUGUUAUUAGUGCAACAAGUCCUGGACAGCCCACUUUGUAACACGAUACAUUUGACGCGGUGCAUAAUUUCAUGAACAUUUAUUUGCUCUUUCAAAUGUAAUUAUGGACUAGUGGUAUUGUGAUAGCAAUUUGGUUUGUACAAUGUCCGUUAAUGUUCAUACUUGUUUUGGUGUUAA
Messenger RNA from Nicotiana tabacum (common tobacco), 1446 nucleotides. The record is from RefSeq and is a predicted model, not a curated record. Lineage: Eukaryota; Viridiplantae; Streptophyta; Magnoliopsida; Solanales; Solanaceae.